UUUCAGACAAAACAAAAAUAUAUUCAAAUGCUAAAUUGAGAAGAAAUUGUUGUUGAGAAGAAAUUGUUUCUCUGAUUGAUGAAUAUGGCGGCUAUGCAACUGUCGAGCACAGCUUCUUGCGGUCUCUUUAGAGCUUUCCCUAAGAGCCGAGCUCCUCCCAGAACUCCUGCGGUGGUGAUUGGUCGGAAAAAUUCUCGUGUCAUUUUUGCUUCAUCGGUCAAUAACCAUUCUAAGGGAAGAAACUAUCCAGUAGAGAAAGCAAGAGACUCAAGGGCUGAUUUGGCUAAUGAUUCACGGAAAUGGAGAGAUAAAUCUGGCGAAGACUUAGAGGCUUGCAAAGAGCAAGCUAAGGACAAAGCUUAUGAUAUGAAAGAGAAGACUAAGGACAAAGCUUAUGAUGUGAAAGAGAAGACGAAAGGUUAUGCGGAAGAGAGUAAGGAUAAAGUGAAUGAAGGAGCGAGUAGAGCAGCUGAUAAAGCUUACGAGACGAAAGAGAAGGCCAAGGACAAAGCUUAUGAUGUGAAAGAGAAGACGAAAGAUUCUGCUGAAGAGACCAAGGAUAGAGUGAACGAAGGAGCGAGCAGAGCAGCUGAUAAAGCCUACGAGACGAAAGAGAAGGUUAAGGACAAAGCUUAUGAUGUGAAAGAGAAAACGAAAGAUAGAGCGGAAGAGACUAAAAAUAGAGCCAAGGAAUAUGCAGAGGAUUCAAAGGAGAAAGCAGUGGAUUUGGCUCAGGGGUUUAAGGAAAAGGCCCAAGAUGUUGGGGAAAAGACUAUGGAAACCGUGAAAGAUGCGUGGGAGACGGCUAAGAGCACAGCUCAGAAGGUCACAGAGGCAGUGGUUGGGUCCGGUGAGGAGGCGGAUAGGGCACGGCAUGAUGUUGACAAGGGCGUGGAAGAUUUGUCGAAAAAAGCUAAGGAAAAUUGGAAAGACGAUGAUAAUGAUCUAAAGGGGUUCUAAGAUCAUCAAUAUAUAUGAUGAUCUAAAAGUGUUCCUCUUUGUGUUUAAAGUUUUCUGUUUCAGAACUUUGACAGUAUGUUUUUAGAGUCUUUUACAGCGCUGUUCUAGGUUUGAGAUUGAUCUGUAAAGAAAAUCAUGUGAUCGUCAAAG
Molecule: messenger RNA, 1110 nt
Organism: Brassica oleracea var. oleracea
Lineage: Eukaryota; Viridiplantae; Streptophyta; Magnoliopsida; Brassicales; Brassicaceae
Product: late embryogenesis abundant protein 1
Exons: 2
Coding region: 79-960 (293 amino acids)
Source: RefSeq, a predicted model, not a curated record